AUGGAUGAAGCUCGACUUGAUUUGUUUGCCCGGAAACAAAGAGCGUAUAAUGCGAUUCCACCAACAAAAGGUGCUCUGAAACUAUUCAUCAAGCGAGCAAUUUUUCAAGCAGGCCAUUUCUGGGGUAAAGCAGCUGUUACCGUGCAGCAACUGCCGCCUCCAUCAAACUGGGGAUGGCUGAAGAACAAUGUGUGGAUCCCUUAUCGGAUGGAAUUGUCGGUUAUAGCUGAAUGCUUCCAGGACCUUCAAAACUGUGUUUGCAAAAGGACUUCCUUAAACUCAAAAUCCAAGACUAUCCAAGCGUUUAAAACUCAUUUGAGUAAGAGAGAAUCAUAUGCUCUUUAUUAUGAGCUUACCAAAACCAUACCAGAGUUUAAUCUGAAAGAAGUUAUUGAAGAUUUUAUAAUAUGGUUCUUCGGUAAACUUCCCAGGAAAAAGGCAAACGAGCUUCUAAGGAACCAGCCUGAUGGAACUUUCCUAAUAAGGGACAGUGAAACUUGCCCAGGAGACUUUGUCAUUUCCAUAAGAUAUGUCCAACACAAAGACGGCGUAUUACACGCACUGAUAAGUUACAAGCAUGGAACAUUUUUUCUUCAGUUUGGUAGCUACAAUGGUACUACAUUUGAGACCCUGUCCGACUUGGUAGAGUAUUGCACAAGGAACCAAGUGUUCAUUUAUGGAAUGUUAACUGCUCCACUGAACAAAUUUGAAUUGGAAAAGGCUAAAGAUGGAGAGUACAGGAUUCCAGAGGAGCUUAUAAAUGAUCCAUAUGCAGAGGAGCUUUAUGAAAAAGCAAUAAAAGAAGGAACCGAAAAAGACAACACUAUAAGAGUUAUGGUUAUAGGCUGCUAUGGGCAAGGCAAGACGUCAUUGGUAAGAAGGUUAUUAAAACAGUCUAUAGAAGGAGUUGAAACAACGAAUGGAAUAGAUAUACAUAGAUGCGCUAUCAUCAAUGAUACGGAAUGGGUAAACCAGGAAAGUGAAGACCCAGAAAAAGAUACAAUUCAGCGUUUGGCUAAUAUUGCUAAAUAUGAUCCGGACCUCUCGCAUCAUGGAAGCUUUGGAAAUGAAGAAGAAGUUUCUGUAAAAUUCUGCGACCACAAAGAUACAGAGACUGACAUUGAUGAUUAUGAUAUAGCAUCCUUAUAUAAAAUGAGCCCUUCAACAACUGAUAAAUCAGAUGAUGAUUUCAGCAAAAAUGGAAGAAGCAGUAACAAGCAUGCAAUGUCAACUGUAAACAAUACUUCUGUAAGCACACCAAAGAUUGAUGUUCGAAGCUUGAAAAACUUUCAAACUGAAUUAAAGAGACUGGAAUCCGGCAAAGAUGAAAGAAAAGACGGAAGAGCGACAUUAAAUAUUUGGGACUUUGGAGGACAGUUUGUUUACUACGCAACCCAUCAGAUAUUUCAUUCGAGCCAAGCUGUUUACAUUUUGGUUUUUAAUUUAGAUGUAGGACUGGACACCAUUAUUGAAGAUAGCGAAUUUCCAUUGCAUAAAAAGACUAUGAGAGAUUACUUGAAAUUCUGGGUUAGUUCUGUUAACUCUUUUGUCGGAAGUCUAGAUGGAUAUGAACCUCCAGUUAUUUUGGUUGGAACGCAUACGGACCAACUUCAGGAGGGCGUCGAAAUCUUUGACGUAUUUGAGGAAGUGAGAAAAAUCUUUGAAGGUAAAUCAUGUCUCAAUCAUAUCCAACCAGAUCAUUUUGCGAUAUCAAACAAAGAUUCUUCAGAAGAAGACAUAGAUCAACUGCGCGAGGCGAUAACUCAUAUUGGACAAAAGCAUCUUCAAACAAGAGUUCCAGCGAAAUGGAUACUUCUCGAGAAAAGUUUGAAAAUGAAAAAAAGAAAGAAAAUUAUAAGUUUUGAAGAUGUGCUUGAGAUAGACAGUUCCACCGACAGUCCUCUCCAAAGUAAUGAUCGUAAAGAAUCUGUUGACCAAAUUAAGUUGUUCUUUUCAUACCACCAUGCAAGGGGAACAUUCUGUUAUUUUGAUGAUAACAGAUUGUCAGGACAUGUGGUCUUAGAUCCACAGUUCCUCAUUGACGCUUUCAGGUGCAUCAUUACAUCUGAAAAUUUUUGUAGAGUUCGUCCAAGAUUGCGAGGUCUCUGGAAUGAACUCUGUGACAAGGCGGUUCUACGAAAAUAACUUCU
This is a messenger RNA of Mercenaria mercenaria, 2150 nucleotides long. RefSeq lists its product as uncharacterized. Lineage: Eukaryota; Metazoa; Mollusca; Bivalvia; Venerida; Veneridae. The transcript has 5 exons. The coding region runs from base 1 to 2145 and encodes 714 amino acids. The record is from RefSeq and is a predicted model, not a curated record.